Messenger RNA from Orcinus orca (killer whale), 4684 nucleotides. RefSeq names its product ATPase H+ transporting V0 subunit a2 (gene ATP6V0A2). The transcript has 20 exons. Gene Ontology annotation, cellular component: vacuolar proton-transporting V-type ATPase, V0 domain; vacuolar proton-transporting V-type ATPase complex; plasma membrane. Lineage: Eukaryota; Metazoa; Chordata; Mammalia; Artiodactyla; Delphinidae. Gene Ontology annotation, biological process: vacuolar acidification; proton transmembrane transport. Gene Ontology annotation, molecular function: proton-transporting ATPase activity, rotational mechanism; ATPase binding. The coding region runs from base 219 to 2861 and encodes 880 amino acids. The record is from RefSeq and is a predicted model, not a curated record.
GGGCGGGGCCUCGAGGGCGGCUCUGGCGGCGCCUGGAGCGGCGUCCGCGGCGGCGGGACCGGGGGUAGUUGGUGCAGACCGGAGUCCCAUGGUGCGGGGCUACGGCCAGGCCGCAGGAGAAGCCCGAGCUCCGGGCCGCCCCAGCUGACCGUGCGGGCCCGCGCGGCCCGGAGCCGCCGCCGCCCUUCGGGCCCCGCGGGGGCGCGGGCCGGCCAGCCAUGGGGUCCCUGUUCCGGAGCGACACCAUGUGCCUGGCGCAGCUCUUCUUGCAGUCCGGCACGGCCUACGAGUGCCUCAGCGCCCUGGGCGAGAAGGGCCUGGUCCAGUUCCGAGACCUGAACCAGAAUGUAAGUUCUUUCCAAAGAAAAUUUGUUGGUGAGGUGAAGAGGUGUGAAGAACUAGAGCGAAUAUUGGCAUAUUUGGUGCAGGAAAUUAAUAGAGCUGAUAUUCCCCUCCCUGAGGGAGAGACCAGUCCUCCUGCACCACCCCUUAAACAAGUGCUCGAAAUGCAGGAGCAGUUGCAGAAGCUGGAGGCUGAGCUGAGGGAGGUCACGAAGAACAAGGAGAGGCUGAGGAAGAACCUCCUGGAGCUGACCGAGUACACCCACGUGCUGCGAGUGAGCAAGGCCUUCGUCAGGCGCGACAUGCAGUUUGAACCCACUUACGAAGAAUUCCCUCCCUUGGAGAACGAUUCUUUGUUGGACUACAGCUGUAUGCAGAGGCUGGGAGCAAAACUGGGAUUUGUGUCUGGCCUCAUUAACCAAGGGAAAGCUGAAGCAUUCGGGAAAACGCUGUGGCGAGCCUGCAGAGGGCACAGCAUCGUGACGCACGCAGAACUGGAGGGGCCCCUGGAAGACCCUGAAACGGGAGAAGUCAUAAAAUGGUAUGUGUUUUUGAUAUCCUUUUGGGGAGAGCAGAUUGGCCACAAGGUUAAGAAGAUAUGUGACUGUUACCAUUGCCACGUUUACCCCUACCCGAAUACCGCCGAGGAGCGGAGAGAGAUUCAGGAGGGCCUGAACACCCGGAUUCAAGAUCUGUAUACUGUGCUUCACAAAACCGAGGAUUACUUAAGGCAAGUGCUCUGUAAAGCCGCCGAGUCAGUCUACAGCCGCGUCAUCCAGGUGAAGAAGAUGAAAGCCAUUUACCACAUGCUGAACAUGUGCAGCUUCGACGUGACCAACAAGUGCCUCAUCGCCGAGGUCUGGUGUCCCGAGGCCGACCUGCAUGAGCUGCGCCUUGCUCUGGAGGAGGGCUCGAGACAGAGCGGUGCUUCGAUCCCCUCAUUCAUGAACACAAUCCCAACAAAAGAAACACCCCCGACUCUCAUCCGCACCAACAAAUUCACCGAGGGGUUUCAGAACAUCGUGGAUGCCUACGGGGUUGGGAGCUACCGAGAAGUGAACCCAGCUCUCUUUACCAUCAUCACUUUCCCCUUUUUAUUUGCCGUGAUGUUUGGAGACCUUGGACAUGGCUUUGUGAUGUUCUUAUUUGCCCUCCUGUUGGUGUUAAAUGAAGAUCAUCCCAGACUAAGUCAGUCACAAGAGAUCGUGCGGAUGUUUUUCAACGGCCGCUACAUCCUUCUGCUGAUGGGGCUGUUCUCAGUGUACACGGGCCUCAUCUACAACGACUGCUUCUCCAAGUCGCUCAACCUCUUCGGCUCCGGGUGGAACGUGUCUGCCAUGUACAGCUCCGGUCACAGCCCAGCGGAGCAGAGGAAGAUGAUGCUCUGGAAUGACAGCGUCAUCAGGCACAACAGGGUUUUGCAGUUGGAUCCCAGUGUUCCUGGAGUGUUCCGAGGCCCUUAUCCUCUUGGCAUCGAUCCCAUUUGGAACUUGGCCACAAAUCGUCUCACUUUUCUGAACUCUUUCAAAAUGAAAAUGUCUGUGAUUUUAGGAAUUAUUCACAUGACUUUUGGAGUCAUUCUGGGAAUAUUUAACCACUUACAUUUCAGGAAGAAGUUCAACAUUUACCUGGUUUCCAUCCCGGAACUUCUCUUCAUGCUCUGCAUCUUUGGCUACCUUGUCUUUAUGAUUUUCUAUAAGUGGCUGGUUUAUUCAGCAGAAACCUCCAGAGUCGCUCCUAGCAUUCUGAUUGAAUUUAUUAAUAUGUUUUUAUUCCCGGCUAGUGACACAGGUGGUCUUUACCCAGGGCAGGAGCACGUCCAGAGGCUGCUUCUGGUCAUCACAGCGUUGUCUGUCCCUGUGCUCUUCUUGGGAAAGCCACUCUUCUUGUUGUGGCUUCACCGUGGGCGCAGUUGCUUUGGGGUCAGCAGGAGUGGUUACACACUUGUAAGGAAAGAUAGCGAGGAAGAAGUUUCUUUGCUGGGAAGCCAAGACAUAGAAGAGGGAAACUACCAAAUGGAAGGUGGUUGUAGAGAAGUGACGUGUGAAGAGUUUAAUUUUGGAGAAAUAUUAAUGACCCAAGUAAUUCAUUCCAUCGAGUACUGUCUGGGAUGCAUCUCCAACACCGCUUCGUACCUGAGGCUCUGGGCACUCAGUUUGGCUCACGCACAGCUAUCUGACGUGCUGUGGGCCAUGCUGAUGCGGGUCGGCCUCCGCGUAGACACGACCUACGGGGUCUUGCUGCUUCUCCCAGUCAUCGCUCUCUUUGCGGUUUUGACCAUUUUCAUCCUUUUGAUCAUGGAAGGGCUUUCUGCAUUUCUUCACGCCAUCCGCCUCCACUGUACGCGGGCCUCUCACUAUUGUGGCCUCUCCCGUUGCGGAGCACAGGCUCCGGACGCGCAGGCUCAGCGGCCAUGGCUCACGGGCCCAGCCGCUCCGCGGCAUGUGGGAUCCUCCCGGACCGGGACACGAACCCGUGUCCCCUGCAUCGGCAGGUGGAUUCUCAACCACUGCGCCUGACCAGGGAAGCCCUGAACCUUUUAAAUUGUAGUAAAGAUUCCAUGCUACUCCUCUCAUAUGAGAUGCUGUCCCUCAUAAUAUCAAACAUAAAAUGAUGCUGAUGAAACUCUUAAAAAUGAUACUGCUGGGCUUCCCUGGUGGCGCAGUGGUUGAGAGUCCGCCUGCCGAUGCAGGGGACGCGGGUUCGUGUCCCGGUCCGGGAGGAUCCCACAUGCCGCGGAGCGGCUGGGCCCGUGAGCCAUGGCCGCUGAGCCUGCGCGUCCGGAGCCUGUGCCCCGCAAUGGGAGAGGCCACAACAGUGAGAGGCCCGCGUACCGCAAAAAAAAAAAUGAUACUGCUGUCAACGUUAAGUUUCUUCAGAAAGGCACUUGGACACUUCUUUUGGGUGAAUAUGAAAUCUGAAUAAUGCCUUCCAGGUUUCAAAUGUGUCCCUCACAAGUUCUUAUUUUUAUUAUUUUACUCCAAGAUGGUAACUAAUUCAUCCUUAGGAAACCCACCAUUUUAACUGACUAGUAAACUGACUAGUUAACCGACUAGUAAACAAGAGACGUACAGCAUCUGCUAGAAUUCUUUUCUGUCCCCAUUGGCAGUUGUCACGGGGGCCACUUUUUAAUUCCAGUGAACGCCUCUAUCAGGGCAUAGAACAGAGGGUGAAGAGUCACUUUUCAACUGAAACCUAUGUAGUACUGUAGAACAUAAUGGUAUAAAAGACGGAUUGUCAGUCCUAAUUUUUGUGAAAGAACUCUCUAGAAUUACAGUUUGAUGGUGUCUUUUAGGCACCAAGGUAAAUUUUCUUUCUUAAUAUAAAGCUGCUGGUUCCAGUGUCAUGUUACCAGAGCAGUUGCUCUGUUUUGUUUGUUAAGCUGUUUGGUAGAACUAUUAUGUGUACAGUUUCUAAGACAUAACUUCAUGCCCUUGAUAGCAAGCAUCCAGGGGAAGAAUGCUCAGUUGUCUGGAUGAUGCUAAGUUAACCUGUUUAUUUUCCUAACGCGAAAAGUCACGACUGCCACGUCUUCCGGUUUUCAUUCAGGUGUGCAUCCUAAAAUAGAAAUCCAAGGGAUUUCUUCAGAAAAAUAGAGUUUGCUUUCGGCCUGCAAGGGUGAAGGAGGUCCUCGUGGUGAUUGAUUGUGCUGAGUUAAGGAGUGCAAAGGGGGUUUGAUGGGGGUCACGCUGAGCCCGUGGCCUGGCAGCUUAUUGCGGCUAGGACGUUGAGGGGACUCACCUUUCACUGAGUGCCACUCUGUCCUUAUUUCUGGAAUGGGUAUUUUAUAACAACAUUCUGAUCUGAAUUUUCAUUCUGCAGCAGUUUAAUAAGGCGUAGACUAUAGGAUAGGUAACUCUUAUGUUUACGAAUUAAAAAUUCAGACACUUUAGGGCCUGAUUCAUUUUGGAAAACAGAAAUAAAAAUAACUUCAACUGUUCUGCAGUCUGCAUUUAAAAACAACUUUAUUAAAAAUUUAAAAGCCAGGUUUGCUUGCAUGCCAUCUGGUAUAUCUCCAGCAAGGUUAUUAAGAAAUCUUAUUCAAGAUGAUGAAAAUAAGACAGGUCCGAGUAGUAAUUUUCCAACAGCCAGGCCAAUGAUGCUGAACUUUGGUUUAGAAUUUUAAGAAAUACUUAGAACAUUCUACCUGUUCCUUGAUGGGAAAAUCCAAUAAGAAGGCUAGGUUCUUAGGGUCAGCCCAAUAAUCUCUAGGGGCUCAGUGAGGGAAAACGACUGAACAAGUUAAAGAACCACAGAUGUAUGAAGGGACACAUUUGCAUCUUCCUAUCAGUAUUGAACUUCCCUUUAUUAAUGAAAAAUAAAUUUAUCUCUAUUUUUGAAA